CGACCAGCUAGGUGGCGCCAAAACCAAAACAGAAACACGACGUGAGGUACGCGUGUGAGGUCCUUUUCUGUUGCGUGGCUAAAUAUUCCACUAAUAUAAACCAUUUUAUUGAAUAUUAUACGAAAAUGGUACGCAUGAGAUUAUUUAAAGGACCCGUCGCGUUAUUCCAUGUAUUCUGUGUGUUCUUUGCAAGUGUGAAUGGGACCAUUUCUCCAUCUGACAAGAAAAAGUCUCAGGUUGUGAAACCGUUGUUACCUGGCGAGGCGACUGUAUUUGACCGAGGUCUAGUAACAGAUGCAGUGAAGGUUAACGACAUACUCAAGCACCACAAGUCAUACUGCCUGGACUCUGCGAAGACGAAACGCUUUGAAGGUUCCGUACUGUCCUACGUGACACCGUGGAAUAAUCACGGUUAUGACGUUGCAAAGAUUUUCGGCAGCAAGUUUGGGUAUGUGUCACCCGUCUGGCUACAGCUUAAACUCGAAGGUGGCAAGCUUGUCAUCUCUGGACAGCAUGACAUAGACAAAGGAUGGGUGAAGGAUGUUAAAAGCAAUGAUGGGGUGAAGAUAGUUCCAAGAGUUCUGUUCGAGAACUGGAAUUCAAGAGACCUCAGGCAGACUGCAUCAUCGAAAUCAAAACUGCAACAGGCAGCUGAUGCGCUGAAAGAGCUGGCAUUUGAGAGCGGAUUUGGAGGAUACGUGGUCGAGAUCUGGUCACAAUUUGGAGGGCAAAUGUCCGAUGAAAUGACAACAGUGGUCAAGUACCUUGCAAAGGAGCUUCGGGCUGCAUCACUUGAGCUUAUCCUCGUCAUUCCACCACCCGUGUAUCAUGGGGAUGCCCCAGGCAUGUUCACGAAAGCAAACUUCGAUAAACUCUCAGACGAUGUUACAGCAUUCAGCCUCAUGACAUACGACUACUCCAGUCCACAAAGACCAGGCCCAUCGAGUCCAAUCAGCUGGGUGCGAAAGUGCGUCGAAAUGUUGUCACCAGAUCAAAGUAACUCCGUUCGAAAGAAGAUCUUGCUCGGGCUUAAUUUUUAUGGCUAUGACUACACAAGUACUGGUGGGGCCCCCAUUGUUGGGCACCAGUUCGUAAACGAGCUCUCCAAAGGGAAGCCCAAAGUUCGGUGGGAUGAAGAAUCAGCGGAGCACUUUUUUGAGUACAAACACAGCGACGGUCGACACACCGUGUUCUACCCGACGCUUCAUUCCAUCCAGCGGCGUCUAGACCUCGCACGGGAACUGGGCACGGGUGUUUCAAUCUGGGAAAUAGGACAGGGGCUUGACUACUUUUAUGAUCUACUAUGACAGCAUCUUUGUGCUUCAGUCUCAGAAGCUGGGCCAGCAUCGAAUGAGGCAGAUAAUAAAUUAUUAUUUUUUAAGUUAAA
Messenger RNA from Ornithodoros turicata, 1387 nucleotides. Its product is annotated as chitinase domain-containing protein 1-like. Gene Ontology annotation, biological process: carbohydrate metabolic process. NCBI's taxonomy places the organism in Eukaryota, Metazoa, Arthropoda, Arachnida, Ixodida, Argasidae. The record is from RefSeq and is a predicted model, not a curated record. Gene Ontology annotation, cellular component: endomembrane system. Bases 126 to 1307 code for a protein of 393 amino acids. Gene Ontology annotation, molecular function: chitin binding; oligosaccharide binding. The transcript has 9 exons.